AUGGAGGGUCACGGAGGAGGGACUAGAGGGGAAGCGGAGCGGUGGCUAUACACGGCGAAUAAGGUAUUAAGCGCACGUGACCUACACGGGGCACGCUCAUUUGCGAUCCGGGCCCGAGAGUCGGACCCGAGAUACGAGCCCACGGAGCUUCUUUUGACGGUUAUCGAUACUCUUAUGGCCGGCGAGGCCCGGAUCAACGACAAUCUCGACUGGUACGCCAUCCUCCAAGUGCUCCGUUACACUCAGAACAUUGACUACAUCGCCGCCCAGUACCGCCGCCUCGCCACCCAGCUCGACCCUCAUCACAACCCCUUCGCCUUCGCCGCUCACGCCUUCACGCUCGUCAACGACGCCUGGUCCGUACUCUCCAACGCCACCAAGAAAGCCUUUUACGACAACCAACUCAGACUCCUCACUCAACCCCCUCCUCCGCCUCCUCCCCCGCCGCCGCACACGCAACCUCCAGCGCCUCCGGUUACCUUUUUCCCGAUUCAACCGCCGCAACCGAACCUAAACCCGACCCCGACCCCGACCCCGUACCAAAUCCCUCAGCGGGAACAAAGCCCUCUGCCUAGGGUAGAUAUGGAGGCGCCGAGUCCAGAGGACAAUGCGAGCGAGUGGACUCAAGGGAGUGAGACCGGGAACGAAGGGGCAAGUUUCUGGACCGCGUGCCCUUAUUGUUACGUUAUGUACGAGUAUCCGAAGGUUUACGUGGAUUGUACGCUGCGGUGUCAGAGUUGUCGGAGGGGGUUUCAUGCGGUGGUGGUACGGUCGCCGCCGAAAGAUGGCUUUGGUUCGUUUUGCAGUUGGGGUUUUAUCCCUGUGGGGUUUUCUGGGGAUUUUAGAGACAUUAACGGUUCUUCCUCCAAGUGGAACCCUUUUUCCCCUUUGUUUCCUUGCGCUUUCAAAGGGGGGGAGGAGAGUAGGAGGCACCGAAAGGGGUCGUAUGUUUUCUACGAUGAUGAUGCGUCUGCGGAGUUCGCGGAGGACUCCGACACGACGGAGGAUGAUUCCGAUGAUGAUUGGCGUGGCGAGAGUCGGAAGGGGAUGGUGACGGUGAGGAAGAAAAGGAGGAGAAAGAGUGGGAAGAAGAGAAGCAAUGGUGGUGGUGGUGAUGUUAUGAGUGAACCGAUUGAGCGGCCUAGGAGAGGGAUUCAUAAUCAUAAUGAUGAUGUUAGUAAUGGGAUUGUGGAGAAUGGUGAGGCUGCGGAUGAUGAUGCUGUUGUGGCGUUGCCAGAAUCUAGUAAGAAGGCUCCGUUGGGUGGUUCGAGGAGGAGGAGUGAGAGGAACUUGGGGAAGUUGGAUUUGAAUGUGGAGUUCAGCAAUGAGGUGGAGGAGACUGUGCAUGGAGUGGAUGAGGGGAAUGAAAACGGAGAUGGGAAUGAGAAUGUGAAUGCUGAGGAUAAUAUUGAAGGGAUUGGUUUUUUUGAGGGGCUGGACGAGUUCCUUAGUAGCUUGCCCAUUCUCAAUGUUGUUGCAGAUGACAAGGUUAAGGAUCAUUAG
This is a messenger RNA of Sphenostylis stenocarpa, 1503 nucleotides long. Lineage: Eukaryota; Viridiplantae; Streptophyta; Magnoliopsida; Fabales; Fabaceae. The record is from the annotation of a GenBank genome assembly.